This is a messenger RNA of Anguilla rostrata (American eel), 1569 nucleotides long. It is a transcript of the gene popdc1, whose product is annotated as blood vessel epicardial substance. Gene Ontology annotation, cellular component: sarcolemma. The transcript is spliced from 9 exons. Gene Ontology annotation, molecular function: cAMP binding. Gene Ontology annotation, biological process: regulation of membrane potential; striated muscle cell differentiation; heart development. The coding region runs from base 374 to 1387 and encodes 337 amino acids. The record is from RefSeq and is a predicted model, not a curated record. NCBI's taxonomy places the organism in Eukaryota, Metazoa, Chordata, Actinopteri, Anguilliformes, Anguillidae.
UUAGUCGAUGCCUGUCAGCUCGCUGGAAUGCGCGUCUCACGUUGAACAGCCCCCAACUCUCACGGAUUAACAUUUAUAGCUCCUUUAUUUUUGCAACUAGUUUACUUUGUUUAAAAUUAUUUGGCCUUUGUAUAACGUUUUAUUUAGGUCAUACCGUUAGUUUAAAAGGUAAGUUGAAUAGCACUUUAACGUGGCAAUUAUUAUUUCUCAAGAUCGUGGAUAAAGAUUCUUUGAAGAGGAAACUUGCCGCCGAUUAUCGCUCCAGCCUCUCAGCUAUUAGAGAAGUCGUAAUAGCCUGAACGGCUACUUUAUUAAUUCAGCUAACCUAUUCGAUUUUUUCGUUUUUCAGUCAGGAAUUAACAUACAGCCUAGGAUGGCGACGCCCACAGAGGUCACGAAUGUGUUUUACACGACGAUGAUGGCGUCCCUGGACACAAACGUGACCCAUGGCCCGGAAGCAGAGCAAAAUGUCACUUCCUGUGAGGCGUGGGAGGAGGCGCACCACCUGCUCUUCCACCUGGGCAACCUCUUCCUGGCUGUCGGCCUGGUCAUCCCCACCACCCUGGGCCUCCACAUGAUCCUGCUGCGUGUCAUGUUCAUGGCUGGAUGCUCCCUGUUCAUUGCCUGGGCAACACUGUACAGAUGUGCACUGGACAUCAUGAUCUGGAAUGUAGUUUUCCUCGUCAUAAACUUCAUGCACUUCUUCUACCUGUUGUACAAAAGGAGACCGAUUAAAAUUGACAGGGAGCUGAAGUCGAUGUACAAGCGGAUGUUUGAGCCUUUGCACGUGCGGGAGGACAUGUUCCAGCGGCUGACCGGCCAGUUCUGCACUAUACAGACACUGAAGAAGGGACAGCUGUACGCGGUCGAGGACAAGACCUCAGUGGACGAGCGCCUGAGCAUCCUUCUGAAGGGAAAAAUGAAGGUGUCGUAUCGAGGCCAUUUCCUCCACAACAUCUACAGCAAUGCCUUCAUCGACUCUCCCGAAUUCAGGUCCACUCAGAUGAACAGGGGCGAGAAGUUCCAGGUAACCAUCACUGCUGAGGAGAACUGCAAGUUCCUGUGCUGGUCCAGAGAGAGACUGACAUACUUCCUAGAGUCCGAUUCCUUCCUGAACGAAGUCUUCAGAUACCUCAUCGGCAAAGACAUUACCAACAAGCUGUACUCCCUGAACGACCCCACUCUGAGUGACAAGGCAGUGAAGAAGAUGGACCGGCAGCCCAGCCUGUGCUCUCAGCUGUCCAUGAUGCAGAUGAGGAACAGCAUGGCCAGCACCAGCGACACUGAUGACGUCCUCAACCAGUUCCUGCGAGGAAGCUCCACCGGGUCCUCGCUCCCAGUGACUCAGCCCAAUGUGUGUGGCCAGGCCUAUCAGCCGGUCCCCUGACAUAGGGGAGGAAUCAAAAGUCCCCAGCGACAAAGGCAAUGCAGAUGAAGCCCAUUGAGGAAGCCAUAGAAGACGACGUCUUUGAGCCUGUCUCCCUGAGCAAUAACCGCCCCGCACCCAAGAUGUCCACUGAAGACCUGGAAAAGGUCUAAAAAUCACAGGCACCAUCCUGGAGCAUAGGG